This is a messenger RNA of Oncorhynchus keta (chum salmon), 4026 nucleotides long. Its product is annotated as E3 ubiquitin-protein ligase TRIM35-like. The coding region runs from base 114 to 944 and encodes 276 amino acids. The transcript is spliced from 6 exons. Gene Ontology annotation, molecular function: zinc ion binding. NCBI's taxonomy places the organism in Eukaryota, Metazoa, Chordata, Actinopteri, Salmoniformes, Salmonidae. The record is from RefSeq and is a predicted model, not a curated record.
GAACAGGAAUAGAAAGGGAUAAAGGACACGGUUGUAAUGACACAUGUACAGUCGCUAUUUCAUACUGUACUCUGAAGAGAUUGGCCUUUACCUAACUUCAUCUGAGGAAGAGGAUGACCCAGCAGGGACCUACAGCAGCUAUGGAGGAAAGGCUCAGCUGUCCCAUCUGCUUUGAGUUCUUCCAGGACCCAGUGAAUCUGAAAUGUCAACACAGCUUCUGCUGCAGCUGCCUGGAAACACCAACAAGGAUUCAACAAAAGCAGCGCGAGUGCCCAGUCUGCAGGGGAAGGAAUUCCAUAGACAAUAUCCAGCCCGCAAUGUCUAAUAUGAAACUGAGGAACAUAGUGGAGGCCUACCUGCAGGGAGAAGAGAAGAAGGGGAGUGGGGGGAGAGCAGUGGGUCUUGUGGUGUGCGCCAGACAUAAUAAGAAGCUCAGGUUUUUCUGUGAGGAAUGUGAGGAACUUGUUUGUGCUGUGUGUGUGGAGACCGAGCGGCAUGCCAAGCAUAAACACCAGCCAGUGAAGGAGGAAGCGCAAUGGCGUAAGAGGGAAAUCACUUCAUUGAUCUACAACCUUCCUGAGAAACUGGAACUGGACAUAAAGCAAGCGAGAGUCACAAGAAAGUGUGCAGCACAAUACAUCAAGACCCAGGCCCAAACCACAGCAGGACAGAUCAAGAGUGAGUUUGCGAACCUCCACCAGUUCCUGAGAGUUGAGGAGGAGGCCAGACUGGCAGCUUUGAAACAGGAGGAAGGGAUGAAGACAGGGUUACUGACCGAGAGGAUCGCCCGUCUUGCCAGCAACAUGACCUCACUCCCAGGGAGGAUCUCAGACAUACAGACCAAGAUGAAGACCGAUGACAUCUCGUUUCUACAGAUGUACAAGGACUUGAAAGACAGGGCCAAGUAUACAAUGCAGGAUCCAGAGCCUGUAUCGGGGCACUGAUAGACGUGGCCCAACACUUGGGAAACCUGAGGUUCAAGGUCUGGAAGAAAAUGCAAGAGAUGGUGCAAUACACCCCUGUGACCCUGGAUGUGAAUUCAGCCCACCCUGAUCUACUGAUCUCUGGGGUCCUCCUGGAGGUGAGUGACAGACGAUCGUCCCAGCCUGUGCCUGAUAACGCGGAGCGAUUCGACAGCUCAGUGAGCGUGCUGGGCUCUGAAGGCUUCUACUCAGGCAUUCACAGCUGGGAGGUGGAGGUGGGGCCUAAGAAGGCCUGGACCCUGGGAGUGGCCAAAGAGGGUGUGGCCAGGAAGGGCAAUGUGAUGGUCAGCCCAGAGGGUGGGAUCUGGGCGAUGGGGCUGUGGAACGGGGAGGAGUAUAGCGCUGGAACCUCCCCCCUGGGUACCCCUUUGGUCCUGAGUAGGAAACCCCAGAAUGUCAGGGUCAAGUUGGACUAUGAGAAAGGAGAGCUGUCCUUCUAUGACUCCAGUGACAUGUCACUCAUCUAUAUGUUCGAACAGAGGUUCACAGAAAGACUGUUCCCCUACUUCUCUCCCUGCCUUAACUCCGAUGGCACUAACCCUGGAGUACUGAGUAUCUGCCCUGAGAAGGUGUUUGUGACUGUGACACCUGCUCACUAAGGAUAUUUUCUGGUGAUACUACUUUACGAUCCCUCACCGAAGUGUCUGCCUUGGUAAAGUCUGUCACAGUGACUCUAGUGGUGACAGUGAUGUCUGUGACACCAAUGUGUAUUCCGAAACUUUGUCUGGGGCACUUUCCUGUUAAUUAAUUUAUUGAGAGAAUGUGUCAUGAAUUCCCUACUUUUUGGUGGUAUGUUCAAUAAAAUUUCAGUUAGAAAAAAAUAGUUCCAAAAGGGUUCCCUUUUUGGUUCCAGGUAAAACUAUUUCAGGUUCCAUGUAGAACCUUUUGUGGAAAGGGUUCUAGAUUAAAUCUAAAAGGGUUUUACCUGGAACCAAAAGAGGUUCUUCAAAGGGCUUUCCUAUAGGGACAGCCGAAUAACCUUUUUGGUUCAAGAUAACACCUUUUUUCAAAGAAUGUACAGUUGUGGCCAAAAGUUUUGAGAAUGACACAAAUAUUAAUUUCCACAAAGUUUGCUGCUUCAGUGUCUUUAGAUAUUUUUUGUCAGAUGUUACUAUGGAAUACUGAAGUAAUAUUGUUGAUGCAAAGAGUCAAUAUUUGCAGUGUUGACCCUUCUUUUUCAAGACCUCUGUAAUCCACCCUGGCAUGCUGUCAAUUAACUUCUGGGCCACAUCUUGACUGAUGGCAGCCCAUUCUUGCAUAAUCAAUGCUUGGAGUUUGUCAGAACUGGUGGAUUUUUGUUUGUCCACCCGCCUCUUGAGGGUUGACCACAAGUUCUCAAUGGGAUUCAGGCCUGUGGAGUUUCCUGUUCAUGACCCCAAAAUAUCAAUGUUUUGUUCCCCGAGCCACUUAGUUAUCACUUUUGCCUCAUGGCAAGGUGCUCCAUCAUGCUGGAAAGGGCAUUGCUCGUCACCAAACUGUUCCUGGAUGGUUGGGAGAAGUUGCUCUCGGAAGAUGUGUUGGUACCAUUCUUUAUUCAUGGCUGUGUUCUUAGGCAAAAUUGUGAGUGAGCCCACUCCCUUGGCUGAGAAGCAACCCAACACAUGAAUGGUCUCAGGAUGCUUUACUGUUGGCAUGACACAGGACUGAUGGUAGCGCUCAGCUUGUCUUCUCCGGACAAGCUUUUUUCUGGAUGCCCCAAACAAUCGGAAAGGGGAUUCGUCAGAGCAAAUGACUACCCCAGUCCUCAGCAGUUCAUUCCCUGUACCUUUUGCAGAAUAUCAGUCUGUCCCUGAUGUUUUUCCUGGAGAGAAGUGGCUUUUUUGCUGCCCUUCUUGACACCAGGCCAUCCUCCAAAAGUCUUCGCCUCACUGUGCAUACAGAAUGCACUCACACCUGCCUGCUACCAUUCCUGAGCAAGCUCUGUCCUAGUGGUUCCCCGAUCCCGCAGCUGAAUCAACUUUAGGAGAUGGUCCUGGUGCUUGCUGGACUUUCUUGGGUGCCCUGACGCCUUCUUCACAACAAUUGAACCGCUCUCCUUGAAGUUCUUGAUGAUCUGAUAAAUGGUUGAUUUAGGUGCAAUCUUACUGGCAGCAAUAUCCUUGCCUGUGAAGCCCUUUUUGUGCAAAGCAAUGAUGACGGCACGUGUUUCCUUGCAAGUAACCAUGUUUGACAGAGGAAGAACAAUGAUUCCAAGCACCACCCUCCUUUUGAAGGUUCCAGUCUGUUAUUUGAACUCAAUCAGCAUGACAGAGUGAUCUCCAGCCUUGUCCUCAUCUACACUCACACCUGUGUUAAUGAGAGAAUCACUGACAUGAUGUCAGUUGGUCCUUUUGUGGCAGGGCUGAAAUGCAGUGGAAAUGUUUUUGGGGGAUUCAGUUCAUUUGCAUGUCAAAGAGGGACUUUGCAAUUCAUCUGAUCACUCUCCAUAAAAUAACAUGGAGUAUAUGCAAAUUGCCAUCAUACAAACUGAGGCAGCAGACUUCGUGAAAUUAAUAUUUGCGUCAUUCUCAAAACUUUUGGCCACGACUGUAGUGUAUGUAUGAUACAGUACAUUCAGCAAAUGUUCAAACCCCUUGACUUUUUCUACGUUACAGAUUUAUUCUAAAAUGUAUGAAAAAAUGUCCUCAUCAAUCUACACACAUACCCCACAAUGACAAACAGGUUUUUACAUAAUGUCACGCCCUGGUCGAAGUAUUUUGUGUUUUUCUUCAUGUAUUUGGUCAGGCCAGGGUGUGACAUGGGUUUUUGUAUGUGGUGUGUAGCUUAGUGGGAUUGUAGUUUAGUGGGGUGUUCUAGGAGAGUCUAUGGCUGUCUGAAGUGGUUCUCAAUCAGAGGCAGGUGUUUAUCAUUGUCUCUGAUUGGGAACCAUAUUUAGGCAGCCAUAUUCUUUGGUUGUAUUGUGGGUGAUUGUCCUGAGUGUCUUGAUGUCCUUGUGCUGUGUUAGUUGACACAAGUAUAGGCUGUUUUCGUUUCGUUUAUUGUUUUGUACUGUUCGUGUUUUGUCGUGUUUACGUUUGUUUAAAUAAACAUGGAUCGCAAUAUA